CUAAAUAAGUGCCUUAAAUAGAGCAGAUGCCGGCCUGCCAGCAAAUUGAAGUUCUUGCAGGCUCGGGAAUUUCGAGAUUCAUCAAACUACAAAACGCUUCUUUUUCUUCAUAUUUUGCAUUCGACACACAAUUUCACGAGCCUAGAAGUUGCCUACCGUCUCAAAAUUGAAACAGAGAAACGGAAACAGGUGUCAGGUCAAUAAUUUGCGUUAAUAGCAACUUGGGUAGAUCGAUCAGAGCUUGUUCUGCAUAUCAAUCUGUAAGAGAAAACAUUAUGGAGGGGAUUCUGAUGAGCAUAGAUAAAUCAGUGGCUGCAGAACUUGCCUCGGAAGCAAUGGAGGAAUUUAUGAAGAUGGCUAUGGAUAGGGAAGAGGUUUUAUGGUCACAAGGCCAUGGCGGUAAAGAAGCUCUCAUUUAUAAGGAAUACUUGAAUCAAUUCACGAGUGCUGGUAUGGGACAGAGCUCUCCUGACUUGAAGACCGAUGCAACCAGAGCAACAGCCAUGGUCUUCAUCAAGAGCUUGAGCUUGGUAGAGGCAUUGAUGAACAUGAAACAAUGGAAGGAUAUGCUUUGCUGUAUUGUCUCAAGGGCAAUUACUGUGGAUGUUAUAUCCAGUGGAUCUGGUGGCAGCCUAGAUGGUGCCCUCCUUCUGAUUUAUGCAGAGCUCCAAGUUCUUUCACCACUAGUGCCAACCAGGGAUGUUUUCUUCCUUAGAUUUUGCAAGCAACAUAAAGAGGGUGUGUGGGCAGUGGUGGAUGUAUCUGUUGACAGUCUAACUGAAAGCCUAUCUUCCUCUUCCUUAAAAUGCAGAAAGAGACCAUCUGGUUGCCUGAUCCAGGAUAUGCCUAAUGGGUUCUCAAAGGUGACAUGGGUGGAGCAUUGGGAGUAUGAUGAGAGUGAGAUUCACAGCUUAUACCGGCCAUUUAUCAGUAGUGGGAUGGGAUUUGGAGCACACAGAUGGUUGGCAACUUUGCAACGCCAAACUGAACGUCUUGCUACCGAAUUGGCAACUCCACACCUGCAAAACAUGGUAGUGGGUGGAAGAGUGGAUGGUGGGCGCAGCUUGUUGAAAGUUGCAGAGAGAAUGAGAAAUAACUUCUGUUCCAUAGUGAAUCAUUCGACUUUGCAUAAUGGGAGUCAAGUUUUAGGCCUCAAAGAUGGUGGUGUCCGUGUGGCAACAAGGAAAAGGAGUGAUGACCCAAGAAAACCUCCUGCAGGAGUACUCAGUGCUGCUGCCUCAAUUUGGCUUCCAGUUUCCCCAGAAAGGUUGUUUGAUUUCUUAAGAGAUGGGAGACUCAGAAAUGAGUGGGAUAUGCUAUCAAAUGGAGGACCAAUGCAUGAAACUGCUUAUAUUGCCACCGGACAAGAUCCAGGGAACAAUGUCUCUCUACUCACAGCGAGUGCCCAGAGUAAAACAUUAAUACUACAAGAGAGUUGUAAGGAUUCAUCAGGCUUCCUUGUUGUGUACUCUCCUGUUGAUAUCUCACAACUCAAUGAAGUUAUCAACGGUGAAGAAGACUCGGCUUAUGUUGAUCUUCUUCCUUGUGGCUUUUCUAUUCUCCCACCUGGAUCUCAAGUUGAAGUCGAUGAUUCAAACAAAGAAAAUGGAGCACUUUUAACAGUUGUGAUUCAAAUAACGGUGAGCACUUACAAUCCUCGGAAGGCAAGGUUAACGGCGGAAUCUGUGAAGACAGUAAGCAACUUGAUAUCCUGUACGGUCCGUAAAAUAAAAUCAGCAUUAUCAUUAUAGCCUCUACAAUUGUGGACAUAAAAUUAAAACUAACAUUUGUGAUGGAGCUGAUUUUUUGAGCACAUGGGUAGCAAUAGUUGUAUACAAUGCUUCCUUACAAGUACCCACUUAAAAUUGUGGGCUAUAUAUUCAAAACAUUUCAAUGUGCACUUGAAAUUAAGUCUGCCAUUGUCAUGGAGCUAAGAGCUUGUGAGCACAUUGGUACAAGUAUUGUUCCAGGUCUUCCUUCCAAGCCUCUACAUUAAAGUUUUCAGCAAAAUACUUAAAAAGAAUUUUUCAUAUGAUCUACAUUAAAGUUUUCAGCAAAAUACUUAAAAAGAAUUUUUCAUAUGAUAAAUGUUUAUAGCGCACAAGAAAGAGAGCUCUAAACUAUACGAAAACUAAAUGUCAUUGUAGUGGGGCUAUUCUAUUAGUAUUUUAUGAGUCGCUAGCUGUAUGCUUGUAAUCUGUAAGAAUAAAAUAAUGUCAAAGUUAUCGUGGGUAGCAA
Molecule: messenger RNA, 2238 nt
Organism: Cryptomeria japonica (Japanese cedar)
Lineage: Eukaryota; Viridiplantae; Streptophyta; Pinopsida; Cupressales; Cupressaceae
Product: homeobox-leucine zipper protein ANTHOCYANINLESS 2
Exons: 8
Coding region: 276-1751 (491 amino acids)
Molecular function (GO): lipid binding
Source: RefSeq, a predicted model, not a curated record